Molecule: messenger RNA, 1119 nt
Organism: Aureobasidium musti
Lineage: Eukaryota; Fungi; Ascomycota; Dothideomycetes; Dothideales; Saccotheciaceae
Source: the annotation of a GenBank genome assembly
AUGUCGAAAUUCGAACACAACAUCGACACCGAACCUCAGGGUCAAAUACCCCAGGGCCAAACACCCGCAAGAUCAAAACUCAACCCUCUACACUGGUCCCGGAAAUGGCAAAGCAUUGGAGCUCUUGCAGUCAUCGCAAUCAUCGUGGCGGUGGUCGUGGGUGCCGUUGUCGGCACAAGAGACUCAAGUUCCAACUCGUAUCCGGAUUACUUCCCAUUGAACUACACAAUCAACGAGCGCAUGAACGGAACCACCUUCUUCGACCACUUUGACUAUUUCCACCAAGCUGAUCCAAGCAAUGGCAAUGUUGUGUACUUGUCUUCAGCAGAAGCAGCAUACAGCAAUCUCACCUACGCUGGACCAAACUCAGCCAUCCUUCGAGUCGACGACACAAGCACUGGUAUCACAGACAGAAACUCAAUCCGCAUCACCUCCAAGAAUCAAUGGAACAACGGACUCUUCGUGUUCGACGUUAUUCACUCGCCAUAUGGCUGUGGUACUUGGCCUGCUGUGUGGUUAUCCGACCCCAACAACUGGCCUGAACAUGGAGAGAUCGAUGUCAUCGAGGCUGUUGAGCAAGGAAACAGAGGAAACCAGAUGACACUGCACACUUCCAAGGGCUGCACAAUGAAGACUAAGCGUGAGGAGACCGGCACAGUACACGGCACAAAUUGUUGGAACUCGACCAACGACAAUGAAGGAUGUGGCGUUCUCGGUCCCAAGAGCAGUUACGGUGCAGCCUUGAACGAAGCAGGUGGUGCAGUGAAANNGCUAUUCGCCAUGGAGCUCCGCGACGCAGGCAUUCGCAUGUGGACUUUCAGCCGCUCAAACCCGCCCUCAGAUCUCCUUUCCACCAACGACUCUUCGCCUGAUCCAUCACAAUGGGGCACUCCUGUCGCCGACUUCCCCAGCACUGAUUGCGACAUCUCUUCUCAUUUCAAGAACCAGUCCAUCAUCGCCAACAUCGAUCUGUGCGGUAGUUGGGCAGGUUCAACCAGUGUGUACUCCAAAGAGUACGGAUGUCCCGGCACUUGUGCAGAUCUUGUCAAGUACAAUGCCACGGCAUUUGAAAAUGCUUACUGGGAGUUUGCAAGCUUCAGAGUCUGGACAGCAUCAUAG